Molecule: messenger RNA, 1552 nt
Organism: Exophiala xenobiotica
Lineage: Eukaryota; Fungi; Ascomycota; Eurotiomycetes; Chaetothyriales; Herpotrichiellaceae
Exons: 1
Coding region: 204-1472 (422 amino acids)
Cellular component (GO): endomembrane system
Source: RefSeq, a predicted model, not a curated record
CUACUGCACGUCCCACGGCUGGGUGGCUGCACUUUGUUCUCGAGCCCUGUUUAUUGGACCACGUUUUUUGGGCAGCGACCCCGAAAUCCCAUCCGCCUUGAUUUCGUUUCCAUCCUCUGGUGUUUCCCAAAAUCCGUCUCCAACUGCGCCGUGUUGGCUACAUUUCUUUUUGGUUGCCCUUCCAUUGGGGGUAGUGGGUGAAGAUGAGGCCGCGAAUCCUGCACUACUUUGUCCUCUGCACCCUGCUCCUGUUGGUCGCAGCCUGGACGAAGGAGGACUAUGAGAUAUUCAGACUAAAGGACGAGGUUGAGGCCGCAGAGGGUCCCAACGUGUCCUUCUACGAUUUUCUAGGUGUCAAGCCCUCCGCAACUGUCGAUGAAAUUGGUAAAGCCUUUCGGAAGAAAUCGCGUGCUCUGCACCCAGACAAAGCCAAACAUUCCUUCGUCGCUUCGAAGUCCAUGCCAACCCCCAAAAAGCCAGGCGAAAAAAAGAAAUCCGGCGUCCAUGUUUCCAAGGGGCCUUCAGAAAGAGAAAUUCAACGCUUCCUCAAACAAGCUGGGGAAAGAUACAGCCGGUUGGGUGUGGUCACGAACGUCCUGAAGGGACCGGAAAGAGAAAGAUAUGAUUUCUUCUUGAAGCAUGGUUUCCCAGCAUGGCGAGGGACUGGCUACUACUAUUCAAGAUACCGACCUGGAUUUGGGACUGUGUUGGUAGGGUUGUUCCUGGUGUGUGGUGGAGGUGCCCAUUACUUUGUCUUGGUCACAAGCUACAAGCGACAACGCGAAUUCAUGGAAAGAUACAUCAGGCAUGCUAGAAAGACUGCCUGGGGAGAUGAAUCCGGUAUACGAGGAAUCGCUGGCCUUGGCCAACCAGCAGAUGUUCCUGCACCGGUUGAGGAAACCGACUCAAUGGCAAACCUGAACCGACGACAAAAGCGAGAAAUGGAACGACAAAACAAAAAGGACAAAACAGGCAAGAGCAAGCCAGCACCGAAGGCUGCUCCUGUUCAAUCAUCGCCGACCGGUGAUAGACGACGGGUCACCGCCGAGAACGGGAAAAUUCUGGUGGUUGACUCUCUUGGAAAUGUGUUCCUGGAAGAAAAGGAUGAUGAUGGAGAGGUCCAAGAAUUUCUCCUCGACUUGGACGAAAUACACAAGCCAACUAUCUGGGACACAGCAGUUGUCCGUCUACCAGUGUGGCUGUACAGAAAAGCAUUUGAUCCCUUCCUCAAGAAUACUGAGCCAAUACCGAUGAAUGAGGCCACCCCGUCAGAAGUCGAUCAGCUCGUCGAGAAGGUGUCCGAAAGCAUCCACAGUGCCGUCACAGAGAAGUUGCCGACGCCCGACAUGAGUUCCAGCCAGAUAUCUGACUCUGGCUUUGAGAUUGUCGAUUCUUCGGGAAUCGAGAACGAGAUUGAGAAGGCAUCUGCUGCAGCCGGAGUUAAAAAGAGAGGCAAAAGGGGGAAGAAAUGAGCCGAUAGACCAUCACAGUCCUGAGCGACCGGACGCAGAUAGCUUCCAUAGAGAGAGCGAAUGAACGAAAUCAGAAACCC